AUGCGCUCCCUCGGUGUUGUCACCGCGGCGCUUCUCGCCGCCGUUGCCCAUGCUUCCACGCUGAAGCCGCCGGUUCUUCCGUUGAUCGUUAGAAAUCCGUACCUGAGCACGUGGCUCCAGAAUGCGCGAGAGGAGCCCUGGAGCAAAUGGCCCAUGUUUUGGACGGGCGCAGAGGUUGGAUUUGGCGUGCUUGCAUCGCUUCCUGAUUCAAACCAAGUAUUUCCGCUACUUGGGAGACCACAUGAUUCCUUGGACAAGAAAGACAAAGACUAUACGAUAGCCUACCCCGUAUACAAAGGCGCCAAAUACGACGCGUCCACUACCAAUCUCACCUACUCCCUCCAGGCAUCCGAAAAAUUACAAUCUGCAAAGAACGUUGAAAUUACCCUGUCCUUUCUCUCCCCCAUCACACCCACGUCAACUCUGCGACAGACGAUCCCAGCAGCAUAUCUCUCGAUACAUGUAGAAGGCAACGUCCAUGUCAAUGUAUAUGUCGAUGUGAAUGGACAAUGGGUCAGCGGCAAGAGGGAAAGUCUCAUAGAAUGGAGUCUAUUUCAGCACGUGGCACCCGAGCUUAAGAACAAGCUCAAGACGUGGCAAGUAAAGCGCCAGGUUGAGCAACUCUUCACAGAAACGAAUGAUCAGCCCGAGUGGGGUCAGCUGCAUUUCACAGGCCCAGCCGAUGUGCGUCACGAAUCCGGAACUUCGGCAUUGCUCCGCCAGAGGUUCGCCCGUACCGGGACCUUGCAGAACGAAGUGGAUGGAAAUUUCCGUGCCAUCAUGGAUGAGGAACCAGUAUUCGCCUUUGCAAAGUCUUUCAAGCUCGGAGAAACGAGUGCUGCGUCAAAGACUAACAGUGGUAGCGUUCUUUUCACCAUUACUCAUGUCCAGAACCCAAUAACACAAUAUGCAUCUGCACGCGGUCUCACCUUCAUGCGGCCCUUGUGGGAGUCCUGGUUCCCUCAGGAAGACAAGCUCAUUCAAUUUCACUACGGUGACUUUGACGUAGCCAAGAGCCUGGCAAGCAACUACUCUGAGCAGCUGCGUAUUGACGCUUACGAAUCCGGCUCUACCAACUACGUUGAUAUCGUCGCCUUGUCUGCACGGCAAGCGAUGGGUGCGACCAGCUUCUCCGGCACCAAGGAAAAUCCGCUGCUCUUCCUGAAGGAGAUCUCCUCAAACGGAAACUGCCAGACUGUCGACGUCAUCUUCCCAGCGUUCCCGUUCUUCCUCUACACGCAACCCCGGUGGCUGGCAUAUCUCCUUGAGCCGCUCCUUGAACAUCAGCUCAGUGGCCAAUAUCCCAACAAAUACUCAAUGCAUGAUCUCGGCGCGCACUUUCCAAAUCUUACCGGACAUGCCGAUGGAAGAGACGAGUACAUGCCUGUUGAAGAAUGCGGAGACAUGCUCAUUAUGGGCCUAGCAUUAGUCAACUCGUUGACCUAUAACUCUGGGUCAGAAGCUCAGUCUAUGUGGUCGUCGAUUGGUCACGAUGGAAAUUCGAAAGAGCAUAGCGAUAGCGUUUUUGGUCUGACAAGCGUCUCCUCACACGACGGAAUUGACUACAUUGAUGAAGUCUGGGGUGGAAAGACAAAGGGCAUCGACCAAGCUAAGAAAUGGCUUGAGGGAAGCUACGACCUAUGGAAGCAAUGGACCGGCUAUCUUGUCGAAGAUGCGCUGGAACCUCAUAAUCAGCUGUCUACUGAUGAUUUUGCAGGAUGGCUGCCACUUCAGACUAAUCUGGCACUGAAAGGUAUCGUCGGCAUCAAGGCCUUCAGCGAGAUUGCAGAUCUCAUGGACCGACCGGGUGACGCCGACAAGUACCGUAACAUUUCUGACACGUAUAUCAAAAAGUGGCAGGAAUAUGGCAUCUCGCGUGAUGGCACACACGCUAAGCUUGCCUAUAACUGGUAUGGAAGCUGGACGACGUUGUAUUCCCUGUACGCCGACGCCGUCCUGUGUUUCCACCCUACUUUCACAAACCCGUCAUCCAAAGUCGAGGGGCAAUAUUACGCAUCUGGCGACAACGAUGAGCAGAGACCUUUGACGCCCUCCAAGGGCAGCUCUGGCCGUACAGCGAUAACGCACGACUUCAUCCCAGACUCCAUCUACAGCAUGCAAAGCGACUGGUAUGCCAACGUCAUGCAAAAGUAUGGUCUGCCGCUCGACUCCCGCCACCUGUAUACCAAGUCAGACUGGGAAUUCGAGGCUGCAGCUGUCUCCAGCAAGAAGGUUCGCUCCGAGAUCCUAGAUCGUGUAGCCUUGUGGCUGAACGAGACGGUGACGGACCGACCUUUUACUGAUCUGUACGUGACUGAGGGUGACGGCGGCUUCCCUGGACCAUGGUUCUUUGCCAGGCCAGUUGUUGGAGGGCAUUUUGCGUUCUUGACGCUAGAGAGGGCAUGUGGCGGUAUGGGCAAGAAGUAGAAUCGUCACAUGCAUAUCAUGCUACAGACUGUACUUUCUAUGUGACAGUUGAUGAAGGAGGACUGUAGUAUGAUCUAUCCUUUUGUUGGCUAGCAGCGAAGUAUCAAGUCUGUCAUGUAUUCCGUGUUGCUGGCGUUAGUUCAGCACGUAUCAAUGGCCCGAGUAUUUCAAGAAAC
Messenger RNA from Exserohilum turcica Et28A, 2603 nucleotides. RefSeq lists its product as uncharacterized. The transcript has 4 exons. Lineage: Eukaryota; Fungi; Ascomycota; Dothideomycetes; Pleosporales; Pleosporaceae. The coding region runs from base 1 to 2427 and encodes 808 amino acids. The record is from RefSeq and is a predicted model, not a curated record.